Molecule: messenger RNA, 2219 nt
Organism: Aphidius gifuensis
Lineage: Eukaryota; Metazoa; Arthropoda; Insecta; Hymenoptera; Braconidae
Gene: Alg9
Product: alpha-1,2-mannosyltransferase ALG9
Exons: 9
Coding region: 33-1817 (594 amino acids)
Biological process (GO): protein N-linked glycosylation
Cellular component (GO): endoplasmic reticulum membrane
Molecular function (GO): alpha-1,2-mannosyltransferase activity
Source: RefSeq, a predicted model, not a curated record
CUUGGCUGAAUCAAAUUAAGACAUUGUAUGCCAUGGCACCGGCUCAACGUCAACGACAAGUGCUAAAUGCUAGAAGAGAACAAAAAAAAAACCAUGGAGAUAAGACAAAAAGUGAUGGACCAGUUGCUGAGAUGGGACUAAUUUAUCCUGGUGGAGAUAUGGCUUUUAAAUUUUUGCUGACAGCAAGAUUUUGUUCAGCAAUUUGGAGCUACAUCAGUGACUGUGAUGAGACCUACAAUUAUUGGGAACCAAGUCAUUAUCUUCUUUAUGGAACUGGUCAACAAACUUGGGAAUAUAGUCCAGAAUUUGCUCUACGUUCUUACACAUAUCUUUUGAUACAUAUGAUACCAGCAAAAUUAUACUGCUAUAUAUUUGAACCAAAUCCAGUCUUCGUUUUUUACUUUGUAAGAUGUCUACUUUCUGUUGGCUGUGCACUAUCAGAAUUAUACUUUUAUCAAAAUGUAUGCAAAGAAUUUGGUAUUCACAUUGCCAGAUUGACAUAUGUUUUUUUAAUAACAAGCUCUGGAAUGUUUAUAUCUAGUGCUGCAUUUUUACCAUCAUCAUUUGCCAUGUAUUUUAGUACUGUGUCAAUAGCAGCUUGGUAUGGUAGAAAAUAUGAAAUUGCAAUAUUUACAACAGCAAUAUCAGCACUUCUUGGUUGGCCAUUUGCUGCACUUAUUGGUGCUCCAAUAGCUGUUGAUUUAUUAUUCAGAAGAAAAGAAUGGUUUAAAUUCAUAGUAUGGUCAAUGAUAUCAGGUGUUGUUGUUCUUGCUCCAAUGAUAUGGAUUGAUUCAAUGUAUUAUGGAAAAUUUGUUAUAGCACCAUUGAAUAUUGUUUGGUACAAUAUAUUUACAGAUCAUGGUCCUGAUCUUUAUGGAACAGAACCACUUAGUUUUUAUAUAUUCAAUGGAUUUCUUAAUUUUAAUUUUGUCUUUAUUGGAGCAUUAUUUGCACCUCUAGCUUUGAUUUUAGCCUGGGCUGUGGUACCAGCAGAGCCAAGAAAUCGUUACUGUUUGCCUUAUUGGUAUUCUUUGGCACCAUUAUACCUUUGGAUUGUUGUAAUGUUUGCACAACCUCACAAAGAAGAACGUUUUCUCUUUCCAAUUUAUCCAAUGAUAUGUCUAGCUGGUGCAAUAACUGUUGAUGUUGUACAAAAAUUAUAUUUCUUUAUAAAAACAUACAUAAAACCAUUAAAAAAAACAGCUCACUAUCUUCAAGGAACAGUACACAUUAUGGCUGCUGCAAUAUUAAUUUGUGGCUUGUUUGGAAUAUCAAGAUCUUUUGCAUUGUUCAAAGGUUAUUAUGCUCCAAUGGACAUUAUGAUGGAGGCAAAUAAAUUAAGUGGUGAAGGAAUUAUUCCUGAUAAUGCAAAUGUUAAUUUUUGUGUUGGAAAAGAAUGGUAUCGAUUUUCUGGAAGUUUUUUCUUUCCUUCAAAUAAAUGGAAAUUACAGUACUUACAGUCAGAAUUUAAGGGACAGUUACCUCAACCAUUUCCAGAGAUUAAAAAUGGAACAAGCAUUAUUCAAGAUAAUUUUAAUGAUAUGAAUAGAGAAGAACCAUCUCGUUAUAUUGAUAUUGAGAAAUGCCAUUUUAUAUUUGAUCUUGAUACUGGAACUGAGACUGAGUUGGAGCCAAAUUACUCGGAAAAACUUGAUGAAUUUUCCAUUGUAAAAACUUCCAAGUUCCUUGAUACUUCAAUGUCUCAUCCGUUCUUCCGAGCAUUCUACAUUCCAAUUUUAUCGGAUCAAUAUUGUACAUAUAGAAAUUAUAAUUUACUAUUACGAAAAAAUGUCAAAUGGGGAACGAAGAAAAGAUAGUUUUUCAAAGAAUAUAAUUAACUAAUUCAUUCAAGAAGAGUUUUUGAUAUAUUUACCAUUAUCGUUAAGAGUUUGAUUAAUCUUUGGUUUUUUUAUCAGUAUAAAUAUAAAAGAGAACCAAAGAAGAAUACAAUAUUUAAAUAUGUAAUUUGUACAACUGAUUUUUCUUAGAUUAAAUAUAUUAUUAUUAUGUUCGUAUAUAAGAAUGUAAAAUUUAAUUAAUACCCAGUAGAGGAUAUUGUAGUUAAACGACCUAGUAAAAGUAAAAUAAUAAAUUUAUAAUUUUUCAAUGUUAUAAAAUUUUUCUAAACAUGCUUCUACUCACAGAGACUGUGAGCAGAGGCGAUUUGUAAUUUUUCUACAAAGAAAAAAACAUUAAAAUAAAUUUCACGUAUUUUCCAG